AUGGCUUCUUCAAAGCUCAGAAAUUCAUGCUCAUUUCUAAAUGUUCUCCUCUCAUUUCUGAAUUUCAUUCUCUUUAUUCUCUCUGCUGCCUCUUUGGCUCCAACAAUUUUGAUCAAAAUGCCACCAACUUCACUGGCCUUCGCAUUCUUGAUGGUUUCUUGCAUUUCCCUUUUGUCUUCUUUCAUAGGUUUUUACUCCCACCUCACUCACUUUUGCUACAUAACCCACAUAUCUCUCCUAAUCGCCUCGUCGAUUGCUCAAUUAUUCGGCAUUUUGGCCUUGUUCACCAAGGAGAAGUUGAGCCUUUCGAUGCUAAAAUCUCCGAGAGAUCCUAGAGAGGCAAAGCUUCUGGUGAGAUUAGAAUGUGGGAUUUUAAUGGCCAUGUUUGUUAUGCAGUUGGGCGUGCUGACACUGACUUGUGCUGUGCAUAGUUGUUGGUUGAGAGAAUACGAAGGAUUGGAAGCAGAGAGAGAAGAGACUGCGAAGAAGAGAAGACAAAAAAUUGCUAGAGUGCAAGAGGAAUCCAUGGCAAAUGCAGCAAAAAUUGCAGAGAUCAAGGGGAAGGAAUUUGAUGAAAAAAUGAAGAACAAGUAUGGUCAAUGGAUGAAGUGA
Molecule: messenger RNA, 612 nt
Organism: Fraxinus pennsylvanica
Lineage: Eukaryota; Viridiplantae; Streptophyta; Magnoliopsida; Lamiales; Oleaceae
Source: the annotation of a GenBank genome assembly